UUGCAGGUAUAACUCCGCCACCAAUUACCUGCUGGCAAGAUGGCGAUCGACAUCAUUAGUUUUGCUUAUGCUGCGACACUUGCUGCUGGUGGAAUCUUAGGAUAUGUUAAAGCAGGGAGCAUGCCCUCUCUGGCAAUGGGCGUGGCCUGUGGAGCCGUGAUGGGAGUUGGAGCCUACCAGACAACAAACGAUCCUAAAAAUGUAUCAUUGUCCCUUGCCACAAGUGCGCUAUUGACAGGAGUCAUGGGCUACAGAUUUAUCAGCUCCGGCAAGUUCAUGCCAGCAGGAAUGGUAGCAUCUUUGAGUUUAUUGAUGCUGAUGAGAUACGGAUAUCGGCUGGCCCAGUGAACUGGCAUCAGACUUUGAAGUGGAAACAUCAUAGCUUCAUCAUCAACCUCCAUCGAUUGUCAUUGUUCAUGACAAUAUACAGUAGAUUAUAUUUUUCAGUCAAUAGGACUUCUCUGUUUUGAGCAAAUUUGCUUUUUUUAUCACACAAUCAAACUGCCUUUUGCCAAACUUCCUUUCUUUGUAGCAGAAUGUCAUACUCUCUAGUUUUGUUUCGCAUCAACCUUGUCCCAAGACAUCCAUAGUCCUGAUUCUGUAUUUGAUCUGUGUAAUAGAUUGUGUAGAACCUCUCAUGAUCUCCAGUGUCAAGAGGGCGGUGGGGUAGUCUAGUGUUCAAGGUGUUCGCUCGUCACACCAAAGACCUGGGUUCGAUUCCCCACAUGGGCACAAUGUGUGAAGCCCAUUUCUGGUGUUCCCUGCCGUGAUAUUGCUGGAAUAUUGCUAGAAGCGGCGUAAAACCAUACUCACUCACUCCAGUGUCAAGAGGGUUACAGUUGGUCACUUUUGUGACAGUUCUCUAUGGAGGGUUGUGCCCCUUAGUUAUGGAUCAGGAUCAUGUGUUCCAACACAGAUGUGACAAAUGUAGUUCCUGGUUGUCAGCUCAUACAUAAAGUCACCUGAAUGGUAAACUUCCAAGAUCCGGGUCUCUGUUCAGGCUGUCCUUCCACAUCCAUCUGACAUGCCAUAAUAUGACUGAAAUGAAGUGGUGUUUCACUUGUGCGCAGUCAUUGAAAAGAUAACAGUAUGAACAUUUUCUCAUCAAUCAAAUCUCAUUACAGUCUUUUGUCAAUGAAGUUUCAUGUGCUAGUGUUAGAAGGGUAAGGUUGUACUGUAUGCCUGUUUAGACAUCACACCAUGAUGCAAUAAUUUUUUUAUACAGAGGCUUAUUUGAAGAAUGACAAAGUCACCAUGCUUCUCGUACUCAGAGAGCAGAAAUUUAAAAAGAUAAAUUAGUGUGUAGGAUAUUGUUAAAGAAUCCUUAUCACGAGAUGGACAAAAACUGAUUGCCUGACAAACAACGGCUGAUGUGUAAAGUGUGGUGCUAAAACCGUUACCUGAGUUACAUGUGAAAUUAUGUAUAUUAAGGAAAUGGUUUGUAUAGUCUGUGUAAUGGAAAAA
Molecule: messenger RNA, 1464 nt
Organism: Haliotis rubra (blacklip abalone)
Lineage: Eukaryota; Metazoa; Mollusca; Gastropoda; Lepetellida; Haliotidae
Product: transmembrane protein 14C-like
Exons: 4
Coding region: 40-348 (102 amino acids)
Biological process (GO): regulation of heme biosynthetic process
Cellular component (GO): mitochondrial membrane
Source: RefSeq, a predicted model, not a curated record